Messenger RNA from Hibiscus syriacus, 792 nucleotides. RefSeq names its product wall-associated receptor kinase-like 20. Bases 1 to 792 code for a protein of 263 amino acids. The record is from RefSeq and is a predicted model, not a curated record. Lineage: Eukaryota; Viridiplantae; Streptophyta; Magnoliopsida; Malvales; Malvaceae. The transcript has a single exon.
AUGGCGGUAACGUUUAAGCUCCUUUCAACAGCGCUUCUUCUUAUAACGUGCGCUGCCGGCUUAACGCUCGCCGUCAACCGCUGUCCGGACUGCGGUCCCACCGCCUUCCCUUACCCUCUCUCGACCGGUCCCACCUGCGGCGACCAGAACUACAAAAUCCGCUGCGACGCGGGCUCACUGAUCUUCGACACUCUCAUUAAUUCCUAUCCAAUCACGUCCAUUGAUCCUUUGAAUCAACGGAUAGUGAUUCAGCCGGCGAGUCUCGUGCCGAACACGUGCAUCACGACCGACCUCCCCUUCAAUGGCGUGCAGCUCAACAGCAGCUUGCCUUUCAACAUCACCAGCGGAAACACCAUUAUGCUCUUGAACUGUACGGAUUCUAUACUCCGUUCUCCGUUGGACUGUUCCGCUACGGGAUUGUGCCACGUGUACGUCAACGAGACUUCGAAAGCUAUGGCUUGUGAGGCGGCGCCGAUCUGUUGUACGUUUAAAGCCGGCGGGAGUGCGACGGCGUACGCCAUUCGGGCGAGGGAAACCGGGUGUAGGGCUUACACUAGCUUCGUUAACUUGAAAACGAAUUUGCCGGUGAAUCAGUGGCCUGAACCGGGGAUGGAAUUCCAGUGGGUUUCGCCGCCUGAACCAAUAUGCGGUACCCAAGUGGACUGUGAUGAGAACUCCACUUGUGGACCCGACCCGAAUUCAAAUGGGAUCCGGAGGUGUUUAUGCAAUUCCGGGAUGUAUUGGGAUCCGAUUAAAGGGGUUUGCGCUGCGAGUGGGUUUGGUUUAAUUUGA